Molecule: messenger RNA, 876 nt
Organism: Perkinsus marinus ATCC 50983
Lineage: Eukaryota; Perkinsozoa; Perkinsida; Perkinsidae
Exons: 1
Source: RefSeq, a predicted model, not a curated record
AUGCCUGGAGAAUUUCAGUUUAUUGAGAAGGAUGUGGACAUUGUUAGCAAGCAGGCUUAUGAUGAGUUUAAGGCUCUUGGUGUUUCCGAAGAUGCGGCAGAAAAGGCUCGUUCUGCGGCUCGUGAUAGUGCUUUGGCUCAUAAUGAGUUGGUACAGGCUGCUAAGGCUUGCGGAUAUGGCUCUGGUGGUGGCGGUACUUCUUCGUCUUCGGCCCGUACACCUGAUGUUUCGGUUACUCCCAAUUCGUCAUCUACGGUUGUUCAGAUCGUGCAAUCACCUAUGCCCGAACGGUAUGAUGGAAUCGCUGAUUUUGAGGAUUGGUUAAGGCGUUAUGAAGCUGACGCUAGAGGCUCUGGUUGGACUAAUCUCCAGAUAGCAGGGCGUCUUGGUAAUUAUCUUCGUGGUACCCAUUUUGAGGUCUGGCAUCAGAACUGUUCUAAGACAGAUUUCGAGGCUGACCGGAAGGCUCUGUUGGAUAUGUUUGCCUUAGUUCGGCCCGAUGAGAUUCUGCAUAAGUUCAACUCUCUGACUUGGGAUAGGUCUUCCCGUGUGGUCUCUUUUUUGACUACACUCCGACGAUAUAUGACUAAUUACAAUAAGACCUUACCCGAGGAUCAUAAGUUGUCUCAGACCCAUAUGGAUAAGAUGAUUAUGGAUAGAUUGAUUGCCAACGCCCCAGACGGUGCCAAGUCUGUGCUUCGUCGACGUCAGCCUAAGACCAUUCAGGGUGUAUGUGAGAUCUUUGAAGAUUUUAAGGAGAAGUCUUCUUCUAAGGCUGCUGGUGCAUUGGCAACUGGUAUGCCCUAUGGGAAUAUUCCGAGUGAAGACCAUGUGACUAAGCUUAUUGACACGUUUAUGACCUCGCAGAAUGCCAUG